UCUGUCUCCUAUCGAUGUGUGUGUACGUGUAUGUGUGUGUGUGUUUCCUUUUUUCUCCCCAAACCGAACAUGAAAUAGUUUGUUGGGCUAUACUUUCUUUCUUCCUAUCGUUCCCCCCUUCCUUCCUUCCCGUCCUGGUUCGCAGGCAGAGACAGGGCAGAUUGAAACCCAGCUGUGUUCGUCGCUUUUGGUCGUUGCCAUUUUCCCCCCUCAUUGCCCGGUGAUGUUGGAUAUGGGAGAGCGCAAAGAGGUGAAAAUGAUUCCUAAAUCGUCAUUCAGUAUAAACAGUUUGGUGCCUGAGGCCGUGCAAAGCGACAACAACAACCGCCAGAACCAGCAUCACCACCAGAACCAGCAUCAACACCAGAACCACCACCGGCCCGCCGGCGCGGACGAUGCCGAGCAGAAGGCUCCUCUCCCGGCCGCGCAGCAGGACAGCAAAGCGGACCCUAAAAGUGACUCAUCGGGCCAGGAGAGCUGCCCGGACGAGAAGGAGAAGCAGGAGGAGAAAAAGGACGGGAAAGACGGGGACGGCGGCGCCGGAGGGAAGGACGGAGAGAAGAAAAGCGGCAAGUACGAAAAACCUCCUUUUAGUUACAACGCGUUGAUUAUGAUGGCCAUCAGGCAGAGCCCGGAGAAGCGGCUCACCCUCAACGGCAUUUAUGAAUUCAUCAUGAAAAACUUCCCGUACUACCGGGAGAACAAGCAGGGCUGGCAGAACUCCAUCCGGCACAACCUCAGCUUGAAUAAAUGCUUCGUCAAGGUGCCACGGCACUAUGACGACCCGGGCAAGGGGAACUACUGGAUGUUGGACCCAAGCAGCGACGACGUCUUCAUCGGCGGCACCACCGGGAAGCUCCGGCGGCGGUCCACGACGUCUCGGGCCAAGCUGGCCUUCAAGCGGGGCGCUCGGCUGACCUCAGGCCUGACAUUCAUGGACCGGGCCGGCUCCCUGUACUGGCCCAUGUCUCCCUUCCUCUCCCUGCACCACCCACGGGCCAGCAGCGCCCUGGGCUACAACGGGACCUCCACGGGCUACCCGGGUCACCCCAUGUCCUACAGCACCAUGCUCACCCAGAACAUGGGCAACAACCACUCUUCGUUCCCGUCCUCCAACGGGCUCAGCAUGGACCGUCUGGUCGGCGGGGAUCUCCCCUACGCGACGCACCACCUGACGGCGGCGGCCCUGGCGGCCUCUGCGGUGCCCUGUGGCCUCUCCGUGCCUUGCUCCGGUGCCACUUACUCCCUGAACCCGUGCUCGGUAAACCUGCUGGCCGGGCAGACUAGUUACUUUUUCCCCCACGUCCCGCACCCAUCCAUGACCACGCAGACCGGAGGCAGCGGCGGCUCCUUGCAGGCCGCCCGGGCUUCGGCCUCCAAUUCCCCGCAGGCUCCGUCCUCCUCCUCGCUUUCUUGUGACUCUCUGAGGCCGGCCCUGUCGGGCUCUCUGCCGGCCUUUUCCACGGGACUUUCCGGGGGUUUGUCUGACUAUUUUACGCAUCAAAACCAGGGGUCGACCUCCAAUCCGCUUAUACACUAACACCCCAAACCUCACCCCUCCACCUUACUUCACU
Micropterus dolomieu (smallmouth bass) is the source of this 1574-nucleotide messenger RNA. It is a transcript of the gene foxg1a, whose product is annotated as forkhead box G1a. The transcript has a single exon. Bases 224 to 1540 code for a protein of 438 amino acids. Gene Ontology annotation, molecular function: DNA-binding transcription factor activity; sequence-specific double-stranded DNA binding. Gene Ontology annotation, cellular component: nucleus. NCBI's taxonomy places the organism in Eukaryota, Metazoa, Chordata, Actinopteri, Centrarchiformes, Centrarchidae. The record is from RefSeq and is a predicted model, not a curated record. Gene Ontology annotation, biological process: regulation of transcription by RNA polymerase II.